Molecule: messenger RNA, 3177 nt
Organism: Wickerhamiella sorbophila
Lineage: Eukaryota; Fungi; Ascomycota; Dipodascomycetes; Dipodascales; Trichomonascaceae
Product: ATP-dependent helicase fft2
Exons: 1
Coding region: 1-3177 (1058 amino acids)
Cellular component (GO): nucleus
Molecular function (GO): ATP-dependent chromatin remodeler activity; chromatin binding; ATP binding
Source: RefSeq, a predicted model, not a curated record
AUGCAGCGCCAACCUGGAGACCACCGGUUAAGCUACCUCUCGGAUCGAUACUCGUAUUACCCUAACGGUGCACAAGGCAGUCCAACCUCAAACGGCCAACCGGCUGGUGCGGCUACAGGCCAGCCUGCGGCCGCGCCGCCGGCAUACAGGUCACCCGGCGGUGCAGUCCGUCCCCCACCGCCGACUGGCCAGCCCGCCGCCCCUGGGUCGUACCACGGGUACAUGCCGCAGGCCUAUCAGUACCAGGGAUCUCAACCUGCUGCUCAACCUGCUGCACAGGGUUAUUCUGCUCGCACCGGCUAUGGAGGUUACAACCAGCAGGCCGCUCCUGUGAACUCUCAGCAACCGGCCGCCAUGUACGGCUACGGGAACGCAUAUGGCGGCCAGCCCGCGGCGGCGCAAAUGGGAUACGGGUAUGGCUACCCUGCUGGACAGCCGGCUGCCGCACAAAUGGGCUUCGGAUACGGCCAACCUGCUGCAGCGGACCCGAUGGCUGGCCCCUCGGCGAACGGUCAAGCGAACGAAGAGCGAAUCGUCAUGGCUCUGCAGAAUAUGUUCCCCACUGCUAGUGUUGCCACGUUGCGUACUGCUGUCAGGGUCCAUCGCACGUUCCAGGGCGCGGCUGAUUGGCUUCACUCUAUGAAGCGCCAGGGCAUGAUGGACACUGCAGGCACGACGAAGCGCGAGGUCGAGCGUACUGGUAUGUCGAUCCGCGAAAAGUUCGCCCGUCCACAGGUCCCGGUUAUGGGACCUGGUGUAGGAACGCCACCUCCGUCUUUCCAGCCCAAGAAAAAGCUGACCCGAAAGUUUGACGACGACUUCUCCGGCUCUGACGACUCAGACGGCGAAGAGGUCUACGACCAGCGCGGCCAGUACGAGUUCGAGCUGCGUGUCUUGCAGUUCUUGAAUACUGCUCCUCAAGAAUCUAUCAUUGAUGUCACGGGCUGUACCGAGGAUAUGGCCGACGUGCUUAUCAAAAAGCGUCCUUAUCAAACUCUUGCCCAGGCGUCCAAGGUUGAUGUCCCGAAUCCUAAUGCUCCUACCGAUGGCAAACGACGACGUGGUGCUGUCAAAAAGAGCGCUGGUUCCAAAAUCGUUGACGCCAGCUUGUCCACUUUGCGUGGUUAUGAGGCUGUUGAUUCGCUGAUUCAAGAAUGCGCCAAGCUCGGCAAAGAUGUCCAAAGAGGUAUUCGUGCGUGGGGCGUUGACAUCAAAGGCCAAAACGAGUCAGAGCUUGAGAUCACAGAUGUCGAGGGCGCCGGCGGGUUCUUCAAAGAAAAGCCCGCAUUGCUCGCCCCCGACGUUGAGCUCAAAAACUAUCAGCAGGUUGGUAUCAAUUGGCUGCAAUUGCUGUACCAGCGCGGACUCUCUUGUAUUUUAGCCGACGAAAUGGGUCUUGGUAAAACCUGUCAAGUCAUUUCUUUCUUGGCCCACAUUAAACAGAACGGUCAGCGGGGACCUCACUUGGUUGUGUGCCCUUCGUCUACUCUUGAAAAUUGGCUCCGGGAGCUCAACCGUUUCUGCCCUGCUUUAACAGUUGAGCCUUACUACGGUUCUCAGAGCGAGCGUAUGGAAAUUCGAGAAGCUAUUUUGUCGUCUGGUUCCAACUUUGAUGUUAUGGUUACUACCUAUAAUCUUGCCACUGGUGGCAAGCAGGACAUGGGUUUCCUCAAAUCGAUGAGGUUCAACGUUUGUGUAUACGAUGAGGGUCACCUUCUAAAGAAUUCGCAGUCCGAACGUUACAACAAACUUAUGAAGUUGCGUGCAAACUUCCGCGUUUUACUUACUGGCACGCCCUUGCAGAACAACUUGCGAGAGCUUGUUUCUCUGCUUUCUUUCAUUCUGCCCAACUUGUUUGAGCAGAACAAGGAAGAUCUCUUGGAGGUGUUCAAGUUCAAGGCCAAGACGUCCGCCGCUGACCAGAAAGAGGAAAAGACGAGCGAAACAACGCGGUCACAGUUGUUGAGUGAGCAGCGUAUCAUCAAAGCCAAAACGAUGAUGACGCCCUUUGUUCUUCGUCGCCGCAAAGACCAGGUUUUGCAGCACCUGCCGCCCAAGUCUCACGAGGUGGUCACCUGCGAGAUGACUGAGCGCCAGCGCCAGGUGUACAACGAGGAGCUUAAUCGCAAUAAAAAGAGCAUCAAGGAGGCUAAUGCCGAGGUAAAGGAAGGUGCCAAGGAGGAAAAGUCUUCUCGUAAGACAAGACAGGCCUCGAUCGCGCUCGAUAAUGUGUUGAUGCAAUUGCGUAAGGGAGCUCUGCACCCCUUAUUGUUCCGACGGUUAUACGACGAUAAAAAACUCAAGCUAAUGUCGAAGGAAAUCAUGAACGAGGAAGUGUAUAAAGAUGCCAAUCGGGAUUAUAUUUUCGAGGAUAUGCAGGUCAUGAAUGACUUUGAGCUGCACAACUUGUGCUUGAAAUUCCCCGUGACCAUUGGCCAGCAUCGUUUGCCUGAGGAAGAGUUUUUGGCUAGUGGUAAAGUCCAGAAGCUGCAGGAGCUGAUUGUGCCGAUGAAGAAGCGGGGCGACCGUUUACUGAUUUUCUCGCAGUUCACCCAGGUGCUGGAUAUUCUUGAACGUGUUUUGACCAAGAUGGAGUUCUCCUUUUUACGUAUGGACGGACAGACGCCGGUUGAAAUGCGCCAGGAUAUGAUUGACAAGUACUAUGCCGAGGAGGAUAUCACCGUGUUCCUGCUGUCGACUAAGGCAGGUGGUUUCGGUAUCAACUUGGCAUGUGCCAACGUUGUGAUUAUCUUUGACCUGAGUUUCAAUCCUCACGAUGACAAGCAGGCCGAAGACCGGGCCCACCGUGUUGGCCAGACCCGACCCGUCAAGGUUGUGCGCAUGGUCACCAAGGAUAGUAUCGAGGAGUCGAUCAUGCAACUUGCUAACACCAAGCUGGCUUUGGAUCGGCAUGUCAGUGAGGAAAACGACGAUGUUGAUCCGGAAAGCGAGAUACUGGUCGCUGAUCUUGUUCUGGAGAACGCUCCCCAGACUGCUGCGUCGUCCCGUCUGCAGACUCCCGCUCCCGGCUCGCCCUCGGACUCCGAGCUCGAUUCUUCGGGCGAAGUUUCUGAGGACGAAGACGAAGAUGCUCGCACUACGGUCAAAGCGGAAAAUGGUAACGCGUCCGCGGAAGAUGCGACGAAGUUUCUAGUUACGCUCAAAUAUAAAGCCUAG